CCGGAAUAACAUAAUCCCCGCCCAACGAUACUCUCACCUCCCUACCCUCCCCCUACGUCCAAAACCAGGGGCCGCCGCCGGUAACUGAAGCGAUUAUAACCUCACCCCUCCUAUUCCCCCAUCUCCACUCCUCCCUCCCUCCCCCCCUCUCUCUCUCUUCCUCUCCACGCGAUGCCGGCCGCCGUCUCUUCCCCUCUUCUCUUCACUCCCUCCUCGGCUCCACAAAUCCUGAAACCUCGAUCUCUUCUCCCCUUCCAAACCCUAAACCUCCGCCGCCCCGCGACAGUCUCGUCCAGCCGGCAGCUCGCCUUCCCCGGCUCCAUCCGUGCCGCCGUCGCCAUCGAGAAGGAGACCCCGGAGAACGAGCGGCCGGAGACCUUCCUCCGGGCCGCCGAUGGCACCGAUGUCGCCGCCCCGACAUCCGUCCGGGGGCGCUUUGAGAGGAUGAUCCGGGAGGCCCAGGACGAGGUUUGCGCCGCCAUUGAGGCGGUCGACGGCGGGGGGAAGUUCAAGGAGGACGUGUGGUCGAGGCCGGGUGGGGGCGGGGGCAUCAGCCGGGUGUUGCAAGAUGGUGGGGUUUGGGAGAAGGCUGGGGUUAAUGUGUCGGUGGUGUAUGGGCUCAUGCCCCCGGAGGCUUACCGAGCUGCCAAGGGGGAGCCCGGUGAUGGUGGUGGGGAUUCCUCGGUGAAGGCGGGGCCGGUGCCCUUCUUCGCUGCCGGAAUUAGUUCGGUUUUACAUCCAAAGAAUCCAUUUGCUCCGACUUUGCAUUUCAAUUAUCGGUACUUUGAGACUGAUGCACCAAAAGAUGCUCCUGGUGCGCCUCGGCAAUGGUGGUUUGGUGGUGGCACUGACUUGACUCCUGCAUAUAUCUUUGAGGAAGAUGUAAAGCAUUUUCAUAUGAUUCAAAAGCAAUCAUGUGAUAAAUUUGAUCCAAGUUUCUAUCCCAGGUUCAAAAAGUGGUGCGAUGAUUACUUCUUUAUCAAGCACCGUGGUGAGCGGCGUGGGCUUGGCGGAAUAUUUUUUGAUGACCUUAAUGACUGUGAUCAAGAGAUGCUUCUAGCUUUCUCUACUGAGUGCGCAAAAUCUGUCGUUCCAGCAUAUAUACCUAUUAUAGAACGGAGAAAGGACAUGCCUUUUACAGAACGGCACAAGGCAUGGCAACAAUUACGAAGAGGACGCUAUGUGGAAUUCAAUCUGGUCUAUGAUCGCGGAACUACAUUUGGAUUAAAGACAGGGGGCCGGAUUGAGAGUAUUCUUGUUUCUCUUCCGCUAACAGCUCGAUGGGAAUAUGAUCAUCAACCGGAAGAAGGAAGUGAAGAAUGGAAACUUCUAGAUGCAUGCAUCAAUCCAAAAGAAUGGAUAUGACUGUGAACAAGUUGGAGUGUAUUGUUUCAGUAGGAGCUGCUCAUUUCCUGUUAUGUAGUUAGGAAGCUGCUCAUCCAGAUUUCUUGUGUAUCUAGUAUGAAAUAAAAGUCGGGUUCUCGUUGAAAGUGCAGCAUAGAAAGUGCACUGAGUAUUGUAACCUAUCUGAGUUUGAUUCAAUCAUUUAAUAAAUUUGAUCAGCCACUUGGUGUCAUUUGAGGAUGA
Messenger RNA from Phoenix dactylifera (date palm), 1587 nucleotides. It is a transcript of the gene LIN2, whose product is annotated as Coproporphyrinogen III oxidase. Lineage: Eukaryota; Viridiplantae; Streptophyta; Magnoliopsida; Arecales; Arecaceae. Gene Ontology annotation, cellular component: cytoplasm; chloroplast stroma. The record is from RefSeq and is a predicted model, not a curated record. Gene Ontology annotation, molecular function: coproporphyrinogen oxidase activity.